Messenger RNA from Setaria italica (foxtail millet), 1168 nucleotides. RefSeq names its product ubiquinone biosynthesis protein COQ4 homolog, mitochondrial. Gene Ontology annotation, cellular component: mitochondrial inner membrane. The record is from RefSeq and is a predicted model, not a curated record. The coding region runs from base 221 to 961 and encodes 246 amino acids. The transcript is spliced from 3 exons. Gene Ontology annotation, biological process: ubiquinone biosynthetic process. NCBI's taxonomy places the organism in Eukaryota, Viridiplantae, Streptophyta, Magnoliopsida, Poales, Poaceae.
AUCACCUCAGGAGGUCUUGCCUUGCCCCGCGCGGCCGAGGAGUGGCUUCCGGGCGUGUACGCAUGGUUCCGCCCCUAUCCCUAGCCCACCCUAGUACUUGAUCUGGUGGAUUUGAGUCUGGAAUUAGACUGCGUCAGGGUUCUCGGUGCCGUAGUUACCCUCGGUGCUUCCAGGUUUUCGAUGAUACCAUGCAAGCUUCGUAUGUUAUGGAGUUACCUUAAUGGUCAAUUGUGCCAGAGAUGCUGCUCUCCAUAUGUUCGAUGAAAUGCCUAUAGCCAUGCUGGGGGCACGUGUGCAGCUGAAGGGGUGGCAACAGGCGGCUGUUGCAUUUGGUUCUGCAUUUGGGGCCUUGCUUGACCCUAGAAGGGCUGAUCUGAUAGCUGCUCUUGGGGAGACUACUGGGAAGCCAGCAUUUGAGCGUGUGCUUCAGCGAAUGAAGAAUAGCGCAGAAGGCAGGGAAGUUCUUUUGGAGCGUCCUCGUGUUAUCUCCUCACAGGUUUCUCAUGCCUGGGACAUGCCCCAGAACACAUUCGGUGCAGCCUAUGCUCAGUUCAUGGGAUCAAGGAACUUCUCGCCAGACGAUCGCCCACCUGUCCGUUUCAUGGACACCGACGAGCUCGCCUAUGUUGCGACACGUGCUCGUGAGGUGCAUGACUUUUGGCACGUGCUGUUCGGCCUUCCAACAAACCUGAUUGGCGAGACGGCCCUCAAGGUGAUAGAAUUUGAACAGAUGUUCCUCCCAAUGUGCAUGCUGUCAGUUGUCGGGGGCUCUGCAAGGUUCAGUGAGAAACAAAGGACGUUGUUUUUCCAGCAUUACUUCCCAUGGGCAACAAAAGCAGGUCUCAAGUGCACGGACCUGAUGUCUGUAUACUAUGAGAAGCACUUCCAUGAAGAUCUGGAGGAAGUGAGAAGAAACUGGGGAAUUCUACCAUGCUCUGAUCCCAAAAGGAGAGGUGUGUAGACUGAGACUGGCAUAUUCUGCGUGAACUUGUAUUUAGGUUUCAUCUUUGCUUCUGUCAGUUCGUUCUUUUGGAAUAACGUCAUGAGCAAUGUUUACUGAUACCUUAGCAAGUUACAAAGUAUGUACGCUUCUGACAUUUGCAAUGCUCUGGGAGUCGAACAAGUUGCUUAUAUUAUUUAUACCUGAGAUUUACUUCGAUGUUUUUUA